Mesorhabditis belari is the source of this 2874-nucleotide messenger RNA. Lineage: Eukaryota; Metazoa; Nematoda; Chromadorea; Rhabditida; Rhabditidae. The record is from the annotation of a GenBank genome assembly.
AUGACCGAUUUUCUCUAUGUUAACAAUUUCUGGGGCGAAAAACACCAUGGACAUCACGUGAUGUACGAGAAUUUGCGACACGGCGAAGAGACGAUUGGAGAGGUGAUUCAAUUUUUGAAAGAACGGACUCAGUUCGAAGACGAUUUGCAGAAACAGCUCGCAAAAAAUGCGCACAAGAUUGGUUCUUUCAUUGCUCAUGGUUCUCCAUUCAUGCCUGGUUGGGCGCUAGCCAAAGGAACGAUCGAACUCCUAGCAGAGAUUCAUGCGGCUUUUUUGAAAAGUUUACAAGAAUUAUCCCGGGAACUCUCGCGAUAUCAAGACGAAUUUCAAAAGAGUCGCAAGAAAGCGAAAGAUCAAGACGUUAUCGAUACAGUGAAUCUUAUGCAAACGACAACCACUUGCUUGCAAAAGGCGAAGGAAACAUAUGUCUCGCGGUUCAACGAAUUGGAGAAACUUCGAAGGGACGCGUCGGCGAGUGCCAAAGAGAUCAAUAAGACUGAAUCAAAGCUACUGAAAGCGAAAGAAGAGUACCGUCAAUACGUCGAGAAAUACGAGCAAAUCCGAGUGCAAUACGAGAGGAAAAUGGAAAACGCUUGUGCGCUAUUUCAAGCGAUGGAUAUGGAUCACUAUUCGGCGUUGAGACAAUACUUAUUGACGUACUCGGUGCAACAACAGGACACGAUGAAUGCUGCGUUGCAGGUGUGUUCACAAUUUCGUGAGUCAAUUCAAGCCAUUGACGUUUCUUGUUUUAUCGAGAAUUUCAUCAAAAAAUCGGGCACCGGAAAAGAUCGACCACAACAAGUGACAUUCGAGGAUUUGGAUGGUUUACUGGUUUCCCAUUUGGGUGAUGACAGUGAGAGAUCAUUGGGAACAUCACAACCAUCAAGCUCAAAUAGCAGUCAGGUUGUCAAAUCCGAUCCCCCACCGCCGAUGCCACCGACUGCUCACGAUUUGUUGAUGCUUGAUGAAGUGCCCAUGAAUUGGAAUGAACAAGAGAACAAAAUCAACAAUCAACGCAAAGCAGCCCUUCCCCAACAAGCCCUUCCCCAACAAGCUCUCCCUCCUCUUACUUCACUCCGAUCCGAUUCUCCAUCUCGUUCCGAAGAAUCAAUGGAUAUCCCACCAAUUCCUCAAUCUUCCCAUCCACAAACACCGCCAUUCUCGACAAGUUUUGGCGGAACAGCUGGGAAGAAAUUGGCAAUGUGGUUGCCGAAGAGAAAAAAAACCACAAGUCAAAGCAGCAUCCCGGACACCGAGGAGACGGCGAAUUCGAUGGGAGGUUUUCUGAAAUUUCGAAAGGGAAGCAAGAAGAAACACUCGAAUAUCGAUUUCACCGGAGAAGUGCCGAGACCGGAGAAUGCCGACGACGCGUUAAGCACGGCGAGCAGUUGUCGGAGUGAGGAGAAAACGCUAAACGGCGGUGCGCCCAACUCGAAUCAUCUAAUCGUCGAUUCUGAUGGGUACACGAUUCGCCCAUCUGAACAACAAAAUGAUCGAACGAAAGAUCGACCACAAUGGAGUAGCUGUUCGUCCAGUGAUGAUGAGGAUCAAAACGAAAUGCAAAAGUCGAAAAUCCGAGCGUUGACGAUAAAGCCGGCCGAGUUGGGGUCAAGCCAGAGAAAUGCAUCUGUUGACGAGUUGAGAGAUGCCAUUGGAAGUAUCACGCUGGGCAGGAGUUCCACUUUUGAUAAAGAUCCGUGGAGCACCUCGAGUCACCGUACUCCAUUCUCGCAAUCACUCGGCGGCGGGAUGAAGCCGUUGAGAGCGGCGCACACCGGCGAUGAGCAUUUGAGGAAUAAGUUCAAUGAAGCAGAUUUUGCGCGAAGCAACGUGCCGCUCAGCUUCUCGGCGUCAAUGGGAGCGGCGCCGAUUCUCGGAAUGGCUCGUGCAAGGCCACGAAGUAACACCCCGACAACGGCUACGCUAAUGAAUAAAAGGGACUCAAUGGGUUCACAAGAUUGGGGUCUUCAUUUGAGUGCAGCUUCGAGCGAGCUCGCUCUCUCCUCAUCGCUCUCGAAUUCGACAAUCAAUUUGAUGCAGGCAAACAUCUCAGAGCAUCGUGUACCCGUUGCAAUGGCGAUGAAUGAGUAUUGUCACGCUUGGUACAAGGGAGCUGAUUUGACGAGUCGCGUGGUUCGAGUGUUCGGAACGGUGAUGAUCUCCUUUGCUUCAACGUCAAUCCCGACUCUCACCGAUCUCUCGAAUAACAUCAGUGCGCUCACUUUUCGACUCGUUUCUGCUGAAAGGAUUAAAGCUGUGCUGCCGAAUAAAGAGUUGCUGAUAUCCGCUGGACACGGAAACGACGAACAUCGAUAUUCCUUUGAUCGUCAAGCGCUCUCGAAAUGGCUCCGCGAGCAACAAGAUACCAAACCUGAGCUACCGUUUUACAAUGCUGAGGUACUUCGCUACGAGUUGAAAGAAAACGAAAAAAUCGAACCUCCAUUGCAUCUGGUUUCCUUUUGGAAGACUGAACCCGAGACAACUGAUAUUUUUAUUGAUUACAGAUUGAAUACCGAAUGCCCAGUAUCUGCUGCUUUGUUGAACGUGAGCUUUUCAACGAAAGUGAAUGGUGGAGUCGAGAAUGUGAUCACUGAUCCGUCGGCUGCUUGGCAAUCCGACUCAUCAACUCUUUGUUGGUCGUUAACCGAGCUUUCCCGGGAGGGACAAUUGAAUGGAUCGUUGAAAGCAAGGCUGAGAUUGAGUGAAGGAGUUGGACCGAGUGCCCCAUCACAUACACAUGUCAAUUUUCAGUGUUCCGAAGCGUCAUUAUCCGGUGCAAGUAUCCAAUUGGAUGUCUCGGAUACAUUCCAUCUUUCGAUGAUUCGCCGAAAACUCUUUGCCGGCAAAUAUUUCUGCGAACCAGAGAUAAGAAAG